CUGGGCUAGUUGGAACGAGCGGCGGCGGCGGUACAGCUGCGGCGGCAGCAUGGCUUCGUCGCAGGGGAAGAACGAGCUGCUCUUCGCCGACUGGAUGGCAGCACUGCCGGGCAGCCUCCACAGCACCCCGCUCACCAACCUGGCCAUCCCCGGGUCUCAUGACUCUUUUAGCUUCUACAUUGAUGAAGCCUCUCCGGUUGGGCCUGAACAGCCGGAGACAGUCCAGAAUUUUGUGUCAGUUUUUGGGACUGUGGCUAAAAAGCUGAUGAGGAAGUGGCUGGCUACACAGACCAUGAACUUCACCAGCCAGCUGGGGGCAGGUAUACGGUACUUUGAUCUCAGAAUUUCCACCAAGCCCAGAGACCCAGACAAUGAACUCUACUUCGCUCAUGGUUUAUUCAGUGCCAAAGUCAAGGAAGGCCUGGAGGAGAUCAAUGCGUUUCUCACUGAGCACCCAAAAGAAGUGGUCUUCUUGGACUUCAAUCAUUUCUACGGGAUGCAGAAAUGCCAUCACGAAAAGCUUGUCCAGAUGCUCAAAGACACUUACGGAAACAAAAUGUGUCCUGCUAUAUUUGCCCAUGAAGUCAGCCUCCAGUACCUGUGGGAAAAGGAGCACCAAGUGCUGGUGUUCUACCACAGUCCAGUGGCCGUCGAGGUAGCCUUCCUGUGGCCAGGCCAGAUGAUGCCAGCUCCCUGGGCAAACACAACGGAUACGGAAAAGUUGAUUCAGUUCCUGCAGGCAUCAAUCACUGAAAGGAGAAAGAAAGGCUCCUUUUUCAUAUCUCAAGUAGUGCUGACACCAAAGGCUAGUACGGUGGUCAAAGGGGUUGCAAGUGGUCUCAGAGAAACGAUCACAGAAAGGGCUCUUCCUGCAAUGAUGGAGUGGGUCCGAACUCAGAAAGCAGGAGAGAGUGGUGUGAAUAUUAUCACUGCAGAUUUUGUAGAACUUGGUGACUUUAUCAGCACAGUCAUAAAGCUCAACUAUUCUCUGGAUGAAGGUGAAGAUGACACUACUUGAUAGUACUGUGAUAUGUGUGUUGUUGCGUUAUUCAGAAUUUAAAAAAAAAAAAGAAAGAUUGUACUCUAAAGGGAUUACAUUGUAAAACACUCAUCUUGUAACACACUGAGGUGUUUAGGGCUUUAGUGGGUGGGCAUAAGGGAAAUGUUUUCAUCAUUUAUGAUCAUUUUUCAUAUUUGUGUUUAGUGUGAAGAGCAAAACUAAACAUGUUUACAGUGUUUGAUAAAAGAAGGCCAUUUACAGGUUCUCCAUGAGGUACCAAAUGUGAUUCAUGUGUCUUCUGUGGUUAUGAACAGUGCCAAGAAAUUUGUUGUUUUCAGAGCAAGGGGAUGUGUAUAUUGUCCUUUUCCUGCUCACAGCAGGAUUCCCAACGGUGUGAGCAUUGCACCAGGAGACUGAGGACAGUAUAUCUGGCACACAAUUUUAAGCUGCUACAUUUCAUCUGUUAGGUGGUUUAACUGAUCAUAUUUAUCAAUGAGCUGCAGGUUUAAAUGCCUUUGUGAUGUAAAUCCAAAGUCAUGCUUCUAACACAUGCAUAAUCAGUAGGCAGUAAACAUGACGUGCUAUGCACCAUAAUCAGUGAACAGUGAACAUCGUGUACUGUGUAGCUUGCACAGAUGAAAUCCUGCUUGCUUUUCAUUCUCAAAAUGGGGUUUUCCAAUGUCUCUGCCUCAGAUCAAGCCAGCAGGUAUGUGAUACUGGCCUAACUCUGUAAUCACAGAAUGGCCUGGGUUGGAACCUUAAAGAUCAUUUGGUUCCAACACUCUGGCCAUUGGCAGGACAUUUUUUCACUAGACCAGGCUGCUUCAAGCUCCAUCCAAAGCCUGGCUUUACACACUUUCAGGCACGGGGCAUCCACAGCUUCACUUGCCAACAUGUUCUAGUGUCUCAUCACCCUCACAGCAAAGAAUUUUUUCCUAAUAUCUAAUCUAAACCUACUUUCAGUAGCCAUUCCCCCUUGGCUGUCACUACAUGCCCUUGUAAAAAGUCCACCUUUCUUGUAGACUCCCAUCAGGUACUGGAUGGCCAAAAUUAGGUCACCCCAAAGCCUUCUCUUCUCCAGAUGGAACAAUCCCAACUCUCUCAGCCUUUCUUCAUAGGAGAGGUGUUCCAUCCUUCUAAUCAACUUCAUGGCCUCCUCUGGGCUUGCUCCAGCAGGUCUGUGUCCUUUUUAUGCUGGGAGCCCAGAGUUGGAUGCAGUGCUCCAGGUGGGUCUCACCAGAGCAGAGCAGAGGGGCAGAAUCCCCUCCCUGCCCUGCUGCCCAUGGGGCUCUGGAUACAGCCCAGGACACGUUUGGCUCUCUGGGCUGUGAGUGCCAUGGCAGGGCAUGUGCAGCCUCUCACCCACAGCACCCCAAUCCCUUCUGGGCAGGGCUGCUCUGGGGCUGCUCAUGACCAGCCUGUGCUGGUACCAGGGGCUGCCUGUGCACUUAGUUUUGUUAAACCAUAUGGAAUUCCCAUGGACACACUUCUUGAGCUUGUCCACAUUCAUCUGGAUGGUUUCCUAUCCUUCAGGUGUGUCAACAGUGCCGCUCAGCUUGGUGUUACCUGCAAAUUUGCUGAGGGUGCACUUGAUUCCUUCAUAUAUGUCAUUAAUGAAGAUAUUAAAUAAUGCUGGUCACAAUAUGAACUCUAAAGAACAGCUGCUGGUCCAUAUUUUCCCUGGUUCCAUCAGGAACACAGUUAGGCCAGCUUUGAGCGCCACUUCUCCCCAGGAUUAAUCUUAUGUAAGAGCCUGAUCCCGUGUCCUGAAUAUGAAAACAAGUGUGUUUAGUGUGGAUUGAGCACAUGGUGAGCUGUGCAUACUCUAACACAGACAGUAUUUUGUCCCGUGGUGGAAACCUGAUUUCUGCAAGACUGAAACUGCACUUAAAAAUAGAUGCAGUCUAAGCUUCUCUUUAAGGCAGCUAUGAGCAGAACACUUUUCCACUGAUUACAAAAAAUCAGUGCCAGUUUCAUCAGUGAAAAGUUCCUGUACUAAAGAAUGUAGUAGUUCAAUUCUAGUUAAUAGCAGUACUCUAUAGUCCUUAAAUUGUCUGUGGGAUAUAAUACUGCAUAACACAAGAUUGAAAAUCUACUGAAUGGCACUGUUCCAGGAACAAAAUCAUUGAUCAUUCUAGCUUUAAAGAAAUGUAUAUAAAAAGGAAAUGGAAAAUUUGGUAAUUUAUAAAAUGAGAGCUUUGCAACUGUAUGACACCUAACUGGAUAAAAUACAGGCAGUCUUAUCUCCUGGACACAUCAAUACAGACAUACACAACUUUGGAAAGUAAAAUGUCUCAUCUGUACAAAACAAUAGAUGCUAUAGCAUCUUACAAGGAAAUGGACUUUGAAAUAUUGCAAGGAUUUAUGGGGUAGAAUUAAGGUCAAAUUUCUGUUGAUAUUACGAGAACUUUUGGUUGAGUAAGAAGAGAGAAUUGAUCAUACAGUCCAUUGCUCUUUUCUGUCAGAUGAUAAUGACUACUAUCACCCAUAAGAAUUUAGAAAUUCAAAAAUGGCCAUAUUGAACAGAUGGGCAACAAGCAUUAUAGGGGGUUUGUUGGCUUUAGUUUAGGGAGUGAAAUAAAAAGAACACUUCCUGCUGUUUUGUACUGAGAGGGUGCCUUGGAAAAAGUGUAUGCACAUGUGAGUGUAGAAUAAAGAAUAAUUUAAGUGUAUGUGUAGUAUAAUGACACAUUUAAAUGUGUGUGUAUAACACAUGCAUCCUUGUACACUUGCAUAAUGAUCUUUGGAGUUCUGGACAGGACUACUGUAAAUUUGUUCAAAAAAACCCCAUGCAGCUGUUAUGAAAUCAUGAUGGCUCUUUCAGCAGCAUUUUCUUCUGUAUAGCUUAGGACUGUACAAGUCAUCCCAAAUGAAAUCUGUGAUCUAAGCUAGUUAGGUUUUUUAUGGCGUUUAAACUUCAUCCAGACCAUGUCAAAAAUUUACCUAGAGUCACAAGUCAUGCUUUAGUUGAACAAGGGGUAUGACUUUAAUGCUUUCACCCACAACUAAGCAAGUUAUAGAGUGGCUUGAUAGUCUUUGUUUCUAGUUUCCACAGGCUCUUCAAGUAAAAUUUAUGUAACAGACAUAUAAAAUGAAACAUGAAAAUAAAUUUUGAAUUCACACCUAUGUGGGUGUCCUACAUAAAAAUGUGAAAAUGUUUGCUUAUUUAUUGGCAGUGUAGUGCAAAAAGCCCUUUUUUCCAUUUAGCUGGAGUUAGUUGUUUCCAGACUCCUCCUGUGAUUCUUCAGCUGCUCAAAUGUAGCCAAAAGAGGUAAUCUAUCAUUCUAAUACAGUAAAGUGAUCCGAAUCCUUGGGUGGAGUGAAAUUUAGGUUUCUUUUUUUUCUUUUUUUUUUUUUUUUCUUUUCUUUUUUUUUUUUUUUGGAUUCUGGCUGAAAUUCGGUUGCAUCUGAGACCAUCAACACCAGAUUUCUGCUGGUAUCCCUGCUCAAACACACACCAGACACACCAGGCUUUUCGCUCGCUCAGAGGUGUACUCAAGGCAAAUGCUUUGCUGUAUUUUAAAAAGUGUAUGUGUGUGUGCCUGUAUAUAUGAAUAAGUAUAGAGCUAUCUAGAGUUUGUUACUAUUGUUAUGAAAUGUUUGCUUACUGUCAGUUUUAUUCUAAUUCUCAUUUGGAAAUUAAUAGAAAGUAAAAGCAAAGCAAAAAAAAAAUCCUCUGACAAGAAACAAUAAUAGACAAAUUGUAUCAUUUGUCCAUUAAUGGGGAAGAAUACUAGCAAAAUCUUAAAUUCUGGUCAGAAAAGAUAUGUUUUCAUUUAGCUGUCGAUCUUUCUAUUGGAGAAGCACAGCACUUUAUGGUAGGAACAGGUAAACAAACUUGCCUUAAUUACUAAAAGAAAAAAGUGCAUGUGGGGAUACACUAUCCAUGCUCUUCUGAAGACUUCAUCUGUGAGGGCCUAAAACUGUAAGUCCUGAUAGAGAUGCACUCCCUGUUGAUGUUGUUUGGGGAUCUUGCCAAAAAAGAACAAGCCAGAAAGUACUAUGCAGCACAACUGGACCAUUCAAGAGCCCAGUUUUGCCACCCAUAUGCAGCUAAAAUUGUCUUUGAUUUCAACCAGAAAUAUCCUUGCAGGGUUGGGUCAGAUGUGUUUUUCUGAUCCCAUGAACUUGUAAGGUUUCUUCACAUGUAUUAUGAGGAAUCUUGCAUGGGAAAUUAGUUGACUGUAAUCAGCCCAUCAAGGAAAAAUAUCUGUCUACACUAUUGAUCUGUAUAAGCAUCUACUUAAACUGUCAUGUCAUUCACUGCCAAAACAUUUUUUUCCUUCUUCUGCUUAUUUUCUCCCUCACUAUGUUCACCAUGUAUACAUGGAGUGCUGUUGUUUUCUGGCAGUUUCAUGUGAUUACUUGAUCCUUUCUUUUCACCCGUACUUGAAAAAUGGCAACUGUGCUGCAGAAACAGAAUGUCUCAGCUGUGUAAAUCCACCUGGCUCCAUUUUUCAGUUUACACAUGCUGAGACAUCUUUGUUCCAUACUGAUCUAACCUGCAGAAAUCCAGUCCAAACAGAAGGUGGUUCCUGGAGUGCAAUUCCUACCUUGUAUGGUGAGGGGUGAAUUGGAAUCAGACCACAGGAACGUAGUUUUAGAAUUAGUGGGUUAUUUACAUUCUUUUGCUGUUGGAUACAUUACGGGUUUUGUAGGUCCUGCUGUUUCAAAACAUUAUUUUGAAUGUACUCAUGUAUGUGUAUAUAAAUAUAUAUGCAUGCAUGGCUGAGAGGGAAUGUACGAUCCUGUAUGCUGGGCUCAAUCUUUCUGUCAUACUGAUACAAAUCUAGGCAGUUUCUACUAACUUCAAAGUAGUUACUAAGCCUUUACCCUGAGAUGAGAGUGAGCAGAGAGUCACUGUGUAGUAAUUAUAGGCUGUGUUGCAAAUUGAAUUUAACACUGAGCUUAAAUUCACACAAUAAAAAAAGAAAGCAGAGUGCCCUGAAAACACAGUUCCAGUGCUGUUUAUCCUCAAUUUAGUAGAUGAAGCACUAGUUAUUAGCAAUUGAUUAGGCCAUUUGGUGAUUUCAAGAGUUCAGGUAACACUGUUUCAAAGUUCUAAAUUCUUUUCAGUGAAGUAAAAGCUAAUAGUGUAUGAUGUAUUUGCCAUAUCUCAGUGGUAGCUUCUGUGUUACAUACAGUCAAUGUUGUUCUGAAUUGUAUAUGUUUACCCAAUGAUGAGGUUAAAAUAUGCUGUAUAGUAUGUGUAAUUUAUUGAUUACAAGUAUUUGGAGUUUGGUGGUCUAUUUAGUUUUUACUGUGCUGCUGUUUCGUAGAUAUGUGUGUAAAUGGGAUUAUGGAUUGUCAACAGUGUACAAGGAAAUAAUAGUUAAUCCUAAAGGAAAAGGGCAGUUAUGUGACCUGCCUUAAUGCAUUAGGAUAAUAUUGUUAAAUCUCAUAAUUAUCGGUUCUGUUUCAGAUGUUACCAAGGGUUGUCCGUAGAGCUGACUCCCUCACUUUCUGGCACGAAGGAGUUAAACUUGGAGCUCAUUUACAGAUUUGUAAAUACAGAAUAGGAUGUUUGCCUGAUCAACUGCCUUGACUGUACAAGGUGGCACAGACAUGGUUUCCCGUGUGUUACAGAUCAAAUCACUUCUGCGCACACACAACCCCUGCUGAUGUCAGCAGGAAUUGUGAUCAUGUAAUUGAGUGGCCUCAAAUUCAUCUUCUGGAACAUAGUCAUGAUAGGAGGAUGGGGAUAUCCUGGCUUUAAGGAAGUGCCUGGAUGCUACGCAAUACUGCUCAUGUCCUGUGUUGGAACAUAGCUUUAAAUUUGCAAGAAGAGCUUUGAACUUUGCUCCAGUGUAGGUUGGACCUAUCAAAAAAAAAAAAAAAAAAAAAAAAUCCUUAUGUAAAGAUUGUGAAUGCCAUAGGCUGAUCAGCAUGGCCUGUCCUGCCCAUGUACAGCAUUCUGCUUUCAGGAAUUGUGGCAGCUUUAAAUAAAAAAACUCUAAUAAUUCUCUGUCCCUGCCAGACCACCUUAGGAAUCUCCGCAUUGCCUACACUCCUGUACUGUUCCCACACCCGGGUCUAGCUCUCCCUUCAUGGUUCAUAUUAAAGAUGCCUGAUGCCAAGAGUAAUUAGGAUAGAGGUACUAACCAAACACAGGGAGUGUCCACCUUGUGCCUGGCUGGUUGGAGUAGGGUGCCUGCCCUCCAGCAGCACGUUUGGUAUGAGGUCAUCUUCAGUCAAAUCCACCUGAACAGUGACUGAGGGAAGGCACAAGUCUGAUUUCAGAGCCUCUUCAGCUGUCCAGUUAAAAUGCAGCAUCUUCCCAAUUCUCUCCUUUGCCUCUGCUCAGUGCUGCUUAUCUGGACUUGUGCAUACACAUCCCUUUACCUGCCAGCUGUGAAUAUCAGAUAUUUGUCAGCCCCAGUGCAUCAUAGCAGUCCACAUGGUCGUAAAGGAUGCUCAGUGUGUGGGGCUAAAAUCUGGAAGUGGGCCACAUCUGAUGUCCCAGGGUGGUUUAUGCACACACAUCCUCUUGAAGAGGUGUCACCUUGGCCAAUGAGUAUCUCCUCAGCAGGAGGUGCAAUUAGGGGUUUUUGUUUCUGCAGUAAGAUUGUAUGUACUAAUCUCUUCCUUCAGCCUUUGGUCCUACAAAAGUCAGUUUGAUUGGAAGAAAUUCCUGAAGUACCUGCAGUUAGUUUUGCUGUGAAGCAGGGAUCCUUAAAGCAGAAUCCUGGAGUUAUUUGUAAUUACUAUUACUGAAAAUACAAAUACGUGGUUAAAAACACAGUUUUAAAAAGUAAAAGAAAAAUUAUAUGGGCUUGCCAGGACAGUUAAGUUUUUGAAUGCCUCAGUCAUCAGUAGUUUAGUAUCAUCUAGGUGAUGAUUUUUAGCAUGUUAUUGCCACACUGCCUCCUGACAUCGUUCAGGGUCUCUGUACAGAAGCCUUAUUAUUCCCAGUGAGCAUUUGAAUGACUUGUCUCCGUUUUGGUGGGAAGGAUGAUUGUGUAACACUGAGAACAUGGAGCUCCCUGUGUGUUGUGCCCACAAAGGUUCACAGAGCUGCACCUUCUCGUUUUAGGAUCUGUUUAAUGGUACUUUAAUAAAUGUUGUGUUAAAAAUGCCUACAGUUCUGUAUAGCAAAUGUGAAUUUUUAUGACAAGAAUGUGUAUUUAGAGUAAAAAAAAGUAAUAUAAAAUCCAGUUUCUUUGUAUCCAGUGAAACAUCUAAUAAAGCUCUGG
Haemorhous mexicanus (house finch) is the source of this 8193-nucleotide messenger RNA. It is a transcript of the gene PLCXD3, whose product is annotated as phosphatidylinositol specific phospholipase C X domain containing 3. Lineage: Eukaryota; Metazoa; Chordata; Aves; Passeriformes; Fringillidae. Gene Ontology annotation, molecular function: phosphoric diester hydrolase activity. Gene Ontology annotation, cellular component: synapse. Gene Ontology annotation, biological process: lipid metabolic process. Bases 50 to 1018 code for a protein of 322 amino acids. The record is from RefSeq and is a predicted model, not a curated record. The transcript has 3 exons.